Messenger RNA from Fonsecaea multimorphosa CBS 102226, 876 nucleotides. RefSeq lists its product as uncharacterized. The coding region runs from base 1 to 876 and encodes 291 amino acids. The transcript has 5 exons. Lineage: Eukaryota; Fungi; Ascomycota; Eurotiomycetes; Chaetothyriales; Herpotrichiellaceae. Gene Ontology annotation, molecular function: oxidoreductase activity. The record is from RefSeq and is a predicted model, not a curated record.
AUGACAGAGCUCAAAAUCACCGACAGCGACAUUGGGGAUAAGUUGCGAGGGAAAUCUGCCAUCGUGACAGGUGGCUCAUCGGGUAUUGGCCAAGGUAUUGUGCAUUACUUGACCAAGUGCGGUGUCAAAGUCUUGAUAGGCGACUUACAGCCACCAACUGAGCCCGUCGAUGGCCCCGUGUACCAGAAGACGGAUGCUGGCAGCUGGGACGACCUACUUGCCCUGUUCAAAAAGGCCCAACAGUUGUUUGGUCGAAUCGAUAUAGUCGUACCCAAUGCUGGCUUUGGUGACCGCGGCGACUACUACUUCAAGCAGGAAGCCAAUGGGGAUCCUAUCAAGCCCGAGUUUUCCUGUCUUAAAGUGACUCUGAUCGGCCAGAUGUAUACUGUGAAAUUGGCGAUGCAUUUUAUGCGUUACCAAAACCCCCAGGGCGGAGUCAUUGUGUCGACAGUGUCUCGAAGUGGCUAUGACUGUCAAAGUAUUCCUGUCUAUGCUGCGUCCAAGCAUGGCAUGAUCGGACUGAUGCGGGGUCUGAGAAAUCACACACCAGCAUGGAAUAUCCGCGUGAACUCGAUCGCACCCCAUGUCACGGACACAGCGGCUGUCAGAAGGGUGGAAUGGCUGGUUCCGGAGCUCAAGAGGGUCGGUAUUCCUGUGAGCACGGUAGAAGAAACGGCGAGGGCAGCGGCCUUCCUGGCAGCGAAUGAAUCGUAUAAUGGCUGUACCGUCAGCAUCAUGGGGAGUGAGUAUCGUGAGCUGGAGAGCGGUGUGGAAAGGCAUAAGCGCGAUGUCAUGGGAAACGAUCCAAGAUUCAACAUGACUCCUGAGCAGCAGGAGGUGAUGGACAAUAUAUUCCCACCUGCCGCAAAGUGGUAG